Myzus persicae (green peach aphid) is the source of this 2420-nucleotide messenger RNA. Its product is annotated as retinal homeobox protein Rx1-like. The coding region runs from base 431 to 1621 and encodes 396 amino acids. Gene Ontology annotation, molecular function: DNA-binding transcription factor activity, RNA polymerase II-specific; RNA polymerase II cis-regulatory region sequence-specific DNA binding. Lineage: Eukaryota; Metazoa; Arthropoda; Insecta; Hemiptera; Aphididae. The record is from RefSeq and is a predicted model, not a curated record. The transcript is spliced from 3 exons. Gene Ontology annotation, biological process: positive regulation of transcription by RNA polymerase II.
CUCCGGUUCUUGUCGUCUCGUCGUCUACACGGUUACUGCAUCAGCUCCGCCCGCGAGCUCAAUCUGCGCCGCACACACGCACUUAGUGACGCGGUACAACAUAAUAUCAACAAUAAUAAUAAUAUUAUGCACAUCUCUUCUACACGUUAAAAUAAUAUCGUCGUUAUCUCCGCGAGUGGGUUUCGUGAUAACUACAUCGAUCGAUAUUGGUUUUAUUUUCAACUUGUCUUUUCGUCGCGUUCUGUCCGUCAAUUUUCGCUGCCCAGCCAAACGCGAGCAACGUCCCAAGAACAAAACGUAAUAACAACAUCUCAAUAUAUAUAGUCACAACAAUAUCAUAUUAUAUAAAUUCACACCUGUCGAGCCGCUUCGCCGUUUCAAACACACGCCGUUGGGUGUCGGGCUUAUCGUUAUCGUCAUCGUCGUCGACAUGGAGACGGAUAGCAACAGCGACGGCGAAAUGAUGCCGGCCGCCGCGCAGAUGCCACCCUACAGCCGGGCUAACAUCGAGCUACUAAUUAGGAGACACCAGGCCGCUGUCACAGCGCUCGGGUUGGCAUUCAACGGCCCACCUCACCAUCACAGGCCGAUGAUGGCAAACGCGGCCACUUCAGUGCCAGCGCCCAAGCACCAUACAAUCGACGCCAUUCUCGGACUCAAACGCAACGACCAUAAAGACCAGGAGUCCGGAGGAGAAAACAGCUGCAAUUCUAGUGACACUGAACAAAACCGUCAUCAGCUCUUGACGUCCGACCAACAUAACAUAAUGCGCAGUGGCGGCUGCGGAGGGGUUGGUGGUGGUUGUGGUGGAGGAAGCGCCGGCGGAGAUGGAGGAGUAGGAGGUGGAAUAGGAGGUGGUGGUGGAGGAGGAGGCCCGCCACAACAGCGUCGGUCAGCCGACAUGGACGACAUGAGCGGCGGUGGGUGCGGCGACAGCAGCGACGGCGAACCGGACGAUGAACAACUAUCCGGCGGCCGGGCGAGCGCGUCACCCGCGGCAGCGGCCGGUGGUAUGUCACCCCCCGACAAGAAAAAACACCGCCGGAAUCGCACCACGUUCACCACCUAUCAGCUGCACGAGCUGGAGCGAGCGUUCGAGAAGUCGCACUACCCGGACGUGUACAGCCGAGAAGAGUUGGCCAUGAAGGUCAACUUGCCGGAAGUCAGGGUCCAGGUGUGGUUCCAGAACCGGAGGGCCAAGUGGCGCAGACAGGAGAAGAUGGAGGCGGCUAGACUGGGCCUGAACGACUACGUGCACUCGACGAUGACCGGCUCGCUCAGCCGGAUGCCCGGGUCCAGCCUGGCGCUGCCCGUCGACCCGUGGCUGUCGCCGCCGCUGCUGUCCGCGCUACCGGGUUUCCUGUCGCACCCGCAGACGGGCUACCCGAGCUACCUGACGCCACCGGUGGUGCACUGUGGCCCGCCGUCGUCCGCACAGAAGUCACCGCCGUCACCGCAACAACAGAUCACCAUCGCCACGCCACCGUCGUCGUCAUCGCUGUCCACGUCUUCAUCGUCAGCGGUGUCCACUGCCGAUCCCAGGACAUCGUCCAUAGCUGUGCUUAGGCUCAAGGCCAAGGAGCACGUCGAGUCCAUCACGAAAGGCAUGCAAAUGGUCUAGAGCCCCCCCGAUACUUCUUAUGUACCUAUAGGUAUACCACCGUAACAAGAAUAGCAAUAAUAAUAAUAAUAAUAAUUUCAUUAAGUCACAUGCAAAAUAAAUUAUUAAAUAUGCACUUAUUUAUGCGUAUGUACAGAAUAUCAAAAACAAACAAGAUAAAAAACUACAACGAUGGUUAAUGUCAAAAUAUACAUACAUAUUUUAUAUUAUACCUAACACGAAUUUAAAUAAUAUUAUUGAAAAAAAUACCAAUCGAAAUAGGUAUAAGCGGUUCGUUUUCAGAUCCAAAACAUCUGCAGCCUUGUAUUUUGAACAAUUCUGUUUAGUGUUUUCUUUAUAUUCCACGAUACGCAACUCCGAAUCGAUUAUAUUAUAUUUUUUUGUUCUAAUUCUCGAAAAUACAUCAUGUAAGCCCUAGAAUUAUACAGUGUGUAACACGUAUAUAAAGUAUAAAUUAAUCAGAGUUGUUUUUCAUAAUUAAUUCGAGUAUUCCUACAUGAAAAUAUAAAAUUUGUAUUGGUUUAAGUCUGGAACCCUAAUUAUUAUUAUGCACCCAUAAGAACGCCAUGUGAGUAUGUGAUUAUGUAUGACUAUCGUUGUCGCGGACCUUAGUUUUAUAGGUACUUAUAAUUGUAAAUCUUAAUAACGAAUACUAAAUACUAAUCGUCAUCGUUAAGACUUGAUCACAAUGUCUAUAGUGCGAUGAACAAUUUAUUUCCGGGUCAGUUCUGUCCCCACCGAAGACAAACACGCCCUCUUUCGCAUUUCUCACACUAUAUGUAUACAAAAUAUCACCAGA